This is a messenger RNA of Guillardia theta CCMP2712, 1320 nucleotides long. RefSeq lists its product as hypothetical. The record is from RefSeq and is a predicted model, not a curated record. Lineage: Eukaryota; Cryptophyceae; Pyrenomonadales; Geminigeraceae. The transcript is spliced from 2 exons. The coding region runs from base 1 to 1320 and encodes 439 amino acids.
AUGGACAUCAACGAUCUCCUAAACAAGCCGGUGACGAUGAAGCUCACCAAGGAUCACAUCUUCACGAUCAAGUCGUCUACCUUCCCCGACCUUCUCCCCGACAUCUUCUUCCGGAAGGCGAUCGAGGACGGCUCCUUUGCGUUGCUCCGCGAGAAGCAGCUCUUCAUCAGCGACGAGGGCUGCAGCAUCCCCGUGGUCACCGUCAACGGCAUAGAGUUUCAUAUCAUAGAGUUUCACAUCUUCGUCAAGGAGGACAAAGGCACCGAGCCCGAACCACGAGAGUUCGAGGACAAGAUUGCAAGCCUCGUCAUAUCCGCCAUGCAGCAGCGCUGGGCGAUGAAGGGCACGAGACGGCAGUCGGCGCUGGAUACCCAAAGGGCGCUCAGGAUCAUGAGCAACAUCUUCAACUCCCUAUGCAUCGACACCCCGCUGCAGUGCAAGAUCGACAACCUCGCGAGGAGGAGGAGGAUGAUAACCUCCCAUACCGAUAAGACGCUACUCACGCAGGAUGGGAAGUACUACAUGCGUUUCGUCGGGUCCAAUGAGCGCGUCCUAGGCAUCAAACUCAGGAGCCUGCGGGAUGCCAAGAGGCGGUCGGAGGAGAAGCGCAUCGCCAGGAGGCAGGGCGUGGAGAUGCCGAAGAGGACGAAGCCCCUGCCACCCGUUAAACAGGAGUCACCAAAGCUGAUGCAAGCGCCGGAUACUUGGUUUCCAGUUAAUACCACACAAGAACCUUCGAGCAAACGUUUGAAGGUCGCAUCCUCACCGCCAGAGGUCAAGCUCGCCUGCAAAGGUGACGGUAGAGGCAUGCACAUCAUGACAUUCUGCAACGAAACGUUCUACGCCUUCGCAGCCGCAAAGCUCGCCGAGAUGGGCGAAAAACUUGCCCAGGCCAAGGCUGCAAUGGACGCUGAUCCAGAAAGUAAUCAUAAGUACGUCUACAAACACAUGGACUCCGCUGUCGACAAGCUCAAAGAAGCAGUCGAGAAGGCAAAGCUUGCAGACACAAUCAUCACACCUUCCGCGAGCGAGGGAAUCCAGAGCCAUCUAUGGGAGCGGGUGAACCCAUACAAAUGGAGGUGUUAUUACUCGCAUGCCCCCAUCUUCACAUGCAACCACUUCAGCUUCGUGGUUGACGUCUACCACGACAGACAGCUUACGAUGCAGCAUGCGGAUGCAGUCCAUUACAUUCGACCCUACACACAACGCGAUAAUCAGCACGACCAUAUCAGCUCUGAUGAACUGCUCAAGCUGAUAAUCGAGAAGAGCAUUUCACACGAGGUCGUAGAUGUGGAUGUGUGGUACAAUAAGCAGACCUAG